GGCUCGGGGCCUCAAGCUGGAACGCGUGCAGGGAAGUACCACCGAGCUCCUGCCCAGAAAUGCGAGCGAAGGGGGCGGAGCAAGGGCAAAGAACAGGGAGGGGGCGGGGCGAUUGGGGCCCCGCGCCGCGCUCGGAGUCUCUGCGCCUAUUGGUGGGCUGAUCGGCGAGCCUCCACCCACGCGUAGGAGAACGGCGAAUAGAGGAGAGCGAUAUGCUGUAUCGCGAGACUUGAACUGAAGCUGGCAGCGCCAUCUUGAAGUCGGGAGAGGCCGUGUCCCGUUCCUGCUCCUAGGGGCUAAUAGAAAAGGGGAUGGGGGCCGCGCAGUGACUGAGAUAGCUGGGUCCUUGCGCUCCUCUUCGGUGGGUGCCGGAGCGGAGCAGGCGGCCGCCGCCGGGGGAGAAUGGUGCAGUCCUGCUCCGCCUACCGCUGCCGGAACCGAUACGACAAAGAGAAGCCUAUCUCCUUCCACAAGUUUCCUCUCACGAGACCUGAUCUCUGCAAAAAAUGGGAAGCUGCUGUUAAAAGGAAAAACUUCAAACCAACAAAGUAUAGCAGCAUUUGUUCAGAACACUUUACUCCAGAUUGCUUUAAAAGAGAGUGCAACAACAAGCUACUGAAAGAAAAUGCCGUGCCCACAAUAUUUUGUUACACUGAACCCAGUGAGAAGGUAAAGACUGAAGAAUUUACAGAGCAACCCGAAGAUCUGUCUGCAGCACCACCACCCCCUCCACCACCCCCUCCUCUGCUACCACCUGCCCCACCGCAACCUUCCUUUCCUUUGUCUCAAAUAGAUGCAAGAUUGGUAGAUCCAAGUAUUGGAUUAUUAAUGCCUCCUCUCCAGACCCCUAAUAAUCUUGCCGUUUUCUGUGAUCACAACUAUACCGUAGAGGAUACAGUACAUCAAAGAAAGAGAAUUCAGCAGCUGGAGGAACAAGUUGAAAAACUGCGAAAGAAGCUCAAGACAGCGCAGCAGCGAUGCAGACGUCAGGAAAGACAGAUUGAAAAACUGCGAGAGAUUGUUCAGUUUCAGAAGGAAAAAGACAUAGUGGCAGGAAAAGGCUAUGUGAUUCUACCUAAUGACUAUUUUGAAAUCGUAGAAGUACCUGCAUAAAAACAUUGACGUUAAUUUUAAAGGGGCAGUGCCAAAUAGCCUCUUCAGAUUAACGCAGAAGUUCAAUUUAAAAACGAAUGCUUUCUAAUUGUGUGUAAAGCCAUUCUAAAAAUAAUAAAGAAGCUAUAAAAUACUCAAUAGAGCACA
Molecule: messenger RNA, 1260 nt
Organism: Chelonoidis abingdonii (Abingdon island giant tortoise)
Lineage: Eukaryota; Metazoa; Chordata; Testudines; Testudinidae
Gene: THAP1
Product: THAP domain containing 1
Biological process (GO): regulation of transcription by RNA polymerase II
Cellular component (GO): nucleus
Molecular function (GO): RNA polymerase II cis-regulatory region sequence-specific DNA binding; DNA-binding transcription factor activity
Source: RefSeq, a predicted model, not a curated record